Vombatus ursinus (common wombat) is the source of this 3041-nucleotide messenger RNA. RefSeq names its product cytoskeleton associated protein 4 (gene CKAP4). Bases 1 to 1818 code for a protein of 605 amino acids. The transcript is spliced from 3 exons. Lineage: Eukaryota; Metazoa; Chordata; Mammalia; Diprotodontia; Vombatidae. Gene Ontology annotation, cellular component: rough endoplasmic reticulum. The record is from RefSeq and is a predicted model, not a curated record.
AUGUCCUCGGCCAAGCAGCGAGGCUCCAAGGGCGGCCCCGGCUCGUCCGCCCCCUCCGAGAAGGGCGCCCACCCGGCGGGCGGCCCCGAUGACGUGGCAAAGAGGCAGCAGCAGCCGCAGUCCGAGCAGCAGCCCAGGCAGCAGCAGCAGCAGCCCAGGCAGUCCCCCCAGCCAAACCAACAGCCCAAACAGCCCCCGAAGCAGCAGCAGAACCAGCCGUCCCACCCCAAGGGCAGCAGAGGGGGAGGGGGAGGCGGUGGGAAAUCCUCAGCGGCCUCCGCAGCCUCCUCCUCUUCCUCCUUCUUUGGCAAGCUGGCGAAGGUUCUCAACUUUCUCUUCUACCUCACCCUCGUCGCUGGGGCCGGCUUCUCCGGCUGGUGUGUCCAUAACGUUUUGGAGGAAGUCCAUCAGAUCCGGCUCCGGAAUGAGGGCUUCACCAGGCAGAGAGAGGAGCUGGGCCAGGGCUUGCAAGGCGUCAUGCACAAGGUGCAAUCUCUACAGUCUACGUUUGUGAGUUUUGAGUCCAUCUUGAAAAACUCCCAACAUAAGCAGGAACUGACAGAGAAAGCAAUCAAACAGGGGGAGAAUGAGAUCAAUCGUAUCAGCGAGGUGCUGCAAAAAUUGCAGAACGAGAUCCUGAAGGACCUUUCGGAUGGCAUCCAUGUGGUCAAGGACGCCAGGGAGAAGGAUUUCAACUCCUUGGAGCACACUGUGGAAGAGAGACUCACGGAGCUUACCAAGUCCAUCAAUGAGAACAUCGCCAUAUUCACUGAUGUCCAGAAGAGGAGCCAGAAGGAAAUCAACGAGGUGAAAGCCAAGAUCUCUUCGCUGGAGGAGACAGAUUGGUACAAAGAUGACUUGAAGGCAUUGAGGGAUGUGGUGGAUGGACUUCAGACCUCAGUGAAAUCCAGAGAAAAGGAUAUUGAGUCCUUGAAAAAUUCCCUGGAGACCAUGGAGUCUGAUGUCUAUACCGAAGUCAAAGAGUUGGUGAGCUUGAAACAGGAGCAAGAAAAGUUCAAGGAAGCUGCUAACAAUGAACGUCUAACAUUGCAGUCCCUGAGGGAGAAGAUCCUUCAGGCUGAGGCUUCCUUGUCCCAUCUCCCCGAUGAGAUAAAGAGAUUGGAAGAAGACGUGCGCCAGGUCAAAGCAAACUCCAACCACCAAGAAGAGAAUGACAUUUUCAAAAACACAGACGCCUUAGACUCUCUUCAGAGGAGGAGCGAUGAUUUCGAUUCCAGGUUUGAGCGCCUGGAAGGAAGCCUGCAGGCCAUCCAGACGGCAUCUUCUCAGCAGAUGGAAACUCUGGAAUCCCUUCUUUCCAAGAAUGAAGAGCAUGAACAUCAGCUGGCCACCCUCCAGGAGCACCUCCAAGGCAUCACGGCUUCCCGUGGGUUUCUGGACGAGGAUAAAGAUGGCCUCAAGAGUACCGUGAGAAGCCUGGGGGAGUCUCAGCUCUCCCUGUUCAACGACGUGGAGGAACUGAAGAGAAGCGUGAGCGAGCUCCCCAGUGCCGUGGACUCUCUCGAGAAGGUGCAGAAACAGGUCCGCACUCUGCUCGAAAAUGCCCCGGGGGACGCUGCUCUCCCUCCUGACUAUCUAGAAAAAAUGGCGUCUGUGGAUGACUUAAAAUCCUCCUUAAGCCAACUGGAAUCAGACCUAAAAAUGGUUAGGACUGCUGUGGACAGUCUGGUCGCCUACUCAGUGAAAAUUGAAACCAAUGAGAAUGAUUUAAUAUCCACAAAAAGUUUAUUGGACGACCUGAGGAGCGAUCUGGAUCGGCUGUUUGUGAAAGUUGAGAAAAUUCAUGAAAAAGUCUAGACAAGUUAUCGAUGCUGGUGUGGAAUUUCAAAGUCGUCCCUCCCCGUCCCUUUUCUCAUGGCCAAAAAAUAAAAUCUUCCCUCUUUAUAAUGAGCAAUAGUUACUCAUGGAAGCGCCUGGGCAUUCUCUGAUGCCCCCUUGCCUACCCAGUUAAUUUAUUUGUCAUUGUUAGGCUAUACCUGUGAAAACAGGGCUAUGGUUGCUUCAUUAUUCUGUAUUGACUUUUAGCUUUCUCCCUGAAGGGCCCCCAUCUUCAGGAAUCUGAGGUUCCUUCUAGAAAGAUGUUUCGAACAUCACAGAAGGGCAAGAAUGAUUUCAGGUGACAAUAAACAGGAACAGACUAGCAUUAUUAGCCUUCAGAGGCCACCUUGGCCACCAUUUUUUUACUCAAGUAAUAAAAAAGAAUGCCAAUUAAAAUUGUCCUUAAGGAAAAUAAAUUUGUUUUUUUUGGUUUUUUGAUGGGAGGGGGGAGGGCCCAAGUUUUCCAUGAGAUGUCAGUCACUUAAAGUCUUCCACUUUUAAACUGGCUGGAAACCAGAAACAUCAGCACAAUUUAGGGGAAAAAAUAUACCAAUUCCUAGUUUGUUUGUUUGUUUGUUUUUUUUAACUACUUUACCAUAGUCCCUCCCAUAGGUGCUUUCUUAUAGUUUCUCUUUCAUCCUUAUUCUUCCCACCCCCAUUCUAUACAUCCUCUAGUGAUAUCCAAGGUAACUAUGCAAGACUCAGAAGGCUCCGAUUGCCAAGAUGGGGCAUCCACACUGAGUAAUCCUGAGCCCAUCUGUGCCAAAUCUUCUAGUUGGGUCAUCAGAUAACUCUUAGACUUAGCAGCCCAGAACAGGGGUCUGAUAUAUUCUUGAAUCAUAUCCCAGGAGCAGUGCAGCGGAAUGGGGCGUCCCCUCAGGUAUGCAGACCAAAUGUCUAUAACCUAUUUUUUUUUUAAAGUUUUUUUUAAAAAAUGAUACUCAUGGGGAUCUGCUAACAGUAGAUCCCCGUCUGUCAGUGGAAAAACAAAAAGUAUGCACUGCAUUUCAUGUCAUUGUUUGCUCUGUCCCCGUCCCCGAGCUGCCCUGUUCCUGAAGGUCUGUCCUGUCCUGUCCUUUAAAGCCAUUUUGUUUUUCCUCCAUUUGGAGUAAUUUCAGACGUUCGUUUAGUUGACUGUGAAAUGAACUGUAUGGCUUCUUUACAGUAUUUUUAAUUCUUAAUAAACACUUUGGAGCUUUGUA